UUUCUGCAAAGAAACCACAAGCCUCCUCCACGCCACGAAACGUCUUAGUUAUUUGUCUUUUUGAGUUACUUGAAGUUCCAGCUGGUAAUUUCAGUUCUACAGUAAACGAGAGUAGAAGGACUUUGCUUAGUUCGGAAGUUAAGUGUUACUCCAAAAAUGGCAGCCAAGACGUUGUGGCUGUUUUCUGUUCUGGUCAUCUCAGUUUGUCAGGCAAACACCGAUGAUGCAUCAACACGAUCCACAAGGCAUUCUCCAUUCUACAGCAAACUACUAGGCAGUAGUAGUGUCCUCAAUACCGGAUUGCCUUACGUCGGCGAAGAGUUGGUUCUUCCAGUAGUCACAGAAACACCCAUCAUUGAACAUCGAGGCGUUUCUGAAUAUCUCGGCGGGAAAACAUUCCCAGGUCCUUACAACCCUGACCCCUUCUUUGACAACGCUAAUUACCAUCACCCUCUCUUCUCCUACUCCACGCCAUAUUCUAAUGUAAACUUUGAUCACACAGGAUACGAUAUUAGCAAGACUCUCGAUUACAUAGGAUAUCCCUACUCCAGUUACCAAAGCUCAAUUAUAGACGACAUACUGAUCGAGAAACCCUUGCCCUACGGUUCCGAUUACCCUUCAAGUUGGCACUCAGGCUAUCCAGGAUACUACGGACUCCAGGACAAACAUCUUCUAUCAACUGGUAACAUUCACGCAGGUCCCUUGUCUCCAGAAUACUACGGAAACAAUAAUUAUUACGGUUAUCCUAGCAAGUAUCUGCCUUCACCAAAUUUUGCCGAUAUUUAUCCCGGGCAUUACGGAGAGAAAUACACUUACAACAGUUAUCCCGGACAUCCAUCCAACCUAGGAUUCGAAGGACCAUAUUCACACGAGUUCCAUGAUUUCCGCAAACUGUAUGGAUACCCUGGACAUUACGGACAACCCGCUGUUGUGGAGCAAAUUGAAGAAAUUGUGACUGAAAAGCCAGUGUUGUCUGGAUACCACAGAUACCCUCGACAUUACGGGAUCCCUACACAUCACGGAUACCCGACUGUCGUAGAAAAAUUUGAAGAAAUUAUUUUAGAUCCAUCAAUCUCAACUGGGCACUUGGGACACCCAGGAUAUUACGGGUACCAAAAACACCAUGGACUCCCGAAAAUAAUAGAAAAAGUUGAAGAAAUUGUUGUGGACCCACCUACUCCAACAGGACAUUUUGGGUACCCAGGACAUUACGGAUUCCAAAAACAUUACGGAUACCCAGCAGUAGUAGAAGAGGUUGAAGAAAUUGUUAUCGAUCCACUAAUCCCAACUGGGCACUUUGGACACCCAGGAUAUUACGGAUACCCAAACCACCAUGGACACCCUAAAAUAAUAGAAAAGAUUGAAGAAAUUGUUGUGGACCCACCUACUCCAACAGGACAUUUCGGGUACCCAGGACAUUACGGAUUCCAAAAACAGUAUGGAUACCCCACACUAGUAAAAGAGGUUGAAGAAAUUGUUGUCGAUCCACUAAUCCCAACUGGGCACUUUGGACACCCAGGAUAUUACGGGUACCCUAACCACCAUGGACACCCUACAAUAUUAGAAAAAAUUGACGAAAUUGUUGUAGACCCACCUACCCCAACCGGACAUUUUGGGUUCCCAGGACAUUACGGAUUCCAAAACCAUUACGGAUACCCCGCAGUAGUAGAAGAGGUUGAAGAAAUUGUUGUCGAUCCACUAAUCCCAACUGGGCACUUUGGACACCCAGGAUAUUACGGAUACCCAAAACAUUACUGAUGCAACACUGUGAAUAAGAUUUAAAACUGCCGCUGAGACAUCAGUAUCAUCAGAAAAUAACUGACAUCCAAAUCAGUUCAUAUAUCCGGCAAUAUGCCCUACCUAUUAUUAGAUAUGUUGGUACUGCAUUCCAUGUAACAUGUCUUGCACAGCAUUUGAAAAAUUAGUUUUCUUUCCUCUCAACGACAGAACGUCCUUGACCUGCUUAUUACUGCCGCUAAGAACGGCACUGAGGCCUCCCGCCUUCAUGAAUUACAUUGUACGUCAUACAUUUCAUCACAUUAAUUAUUACCGUUUUACAUGAGUUAAUAUUAUUUAUUUAUUUACUUACUUAUUACAUUACUCUGAUAGACGAGAUAAUGUCUAUUUAUAUACGUACUCUGUACGUCGCAUAUUAAUAUUUUUUGUACUGCCUAAAAUUUAUAAUAUUUCAGUA
Molecule: messenger RNA, 2194 nt
Organism: Zootermopsis nevadensis
Lineage: Eukaryota; Metazoa; Arthropoda; Insecta; Blattodea; Termopsidae
Source: RefSeq, a predicted model, not a curated record